Thyridium curvatum is the source of this 780-nucleotide messenger RNA. RefSeq lists its product as uncharacterized. Lineage: Eukaryota; Fungi; Ascomycota; Sordariomycetes; Thyridiales; Thyridiaceae. The record is from RefSeq and is a predicted model, not a curated record. Gene Ontology annotation, molecular function: hydrolase activity. Bases 1 to 780 code for a protein of 259 amino acids. The transcript has 3 exons.
AUGGUCUCACAUGCGCCCGGCAGUGCGUGCUGCCUCGCCCCCUAUCUGCACAAGGGAUCUCCACGAGGUGAGAUGAUCACGCUCAAGGAUGGCAAGACUACGGCAUACUUUGCCACCCCUCCUGUAGACGCUGCCAACAACGAAAAGUCCAGGUGUGGCAUAGUCUAUCUCAGCAAUGUCUUUGGCAUCUUUCAAAACAGCAAGCUGAUGGCCGACUGCUUUGCCGAUGCGGGCUACACUACAAUCAUUCCAGACAUGUUCAACGGCGACCAAAUCCCCGAUAAACCCAUCGACUUUGACAUUAUAGAAUGGCUUCGUCACGGUAGCGACGGAAGGAACCCCCACACAGAGGAGUAUGUAGACCCUGUGGUGGUCUCGGCUAUCAGAACUCUCAGAGAUCAAGGCAUUGAGAGAGUUGGCAGCGCUGGAUACUGUUUUGGUGCCAAGUACACGAUCCGAUACCUCCGCUCCGGUAUCGAUGCUGGGUAUGUGGCGCAUCCUUCCUGGGUCACUGAAGCUGAGCUUGCCGCCAUCGCUGGCCCUUUGGCCAUCUCGGCAGCCGAGGACGACGAAUACUUCCCGUGUGAUAUGCGUCACAAAUCUGAGGCAAUUUUGGCGCAUACAGGGUUACCCUACCAAAUUACUCUUUUCCAGGGGGUAGAGCACGGUUUUGCGGUUCGCGGUGAUAUGACCAACAAGACGAUCAAAUUCGCAAGGGAACAAGCCUUUCUUCAAGCUGUUACUUGGUUCAACGAGCAUCUCUAUGUAAGGGCCCUUUGA